This is a messenger RNA of Hyalella azteca, 1933 nucleotides long. It is a transcript of the gene ifc, whose product is annotated as sphingolipid delta(4)-desaturase DES1. The transcript is spliced from 6 exons. The record is from RefSeq and is a predicted model, not a curated record. Gene Ontology annotation, cellular component: membrane. The coding region runs from base 115 to 1218 and encodes 367 amino acids. Lineage: Eukaryota; Metazoa; Arthropoda; Malacostraca; Amphipoda; Hyalellidae. Gene Ontology annotation, molecular function: sphingolipid delta-4 desaturase activity. Gene Ontology annotation, biological process: ceramide biosynthetic process.
UUGGUUGUUAAGUUAAGCAUAGUUUUGCUGACAGGUCCAUUGUUAAUCAGAUUUAUUUGUUGCCUGUUCUUUCAUUGCUCCAAGUUCACUGUUUGAGAUCCUAGGAAUUAAGCAAUGGGCCAGCAUGUCUCCAGAACAGAGUUUGAGACCGCAUACACUGAGGAACCUCAUGCCUCGCGCCGCAUACAAAUACUUAAAGCUCACCCAGAAGUGAAGACCCUGUUUGGCCCAGAUCCUUGGUUGGCUGUGUGGACCUUAUUGAUAGUUGCCUUCCAAGUGGCUUCUCUUUUUGUGGUCUAUCAGUUACACUGGCUGCCUACUCUCAUACUUGCUUACGUAGUUGGUGGCACCCUCAACCACAGUCUGACAUUAGUAAUUCAUGAGAUCGCUCAUAACCUGGCCUUUGGACACAAGUACCCUUUGGCCAACAGAGCCCUGGGCAUUUUUGCCAACUUGCCCAUUGCUUUGCCCAUGUCUGUCACCUUCAAGUUCUACCAUCUGCAGCAUCACAAGUUCCAGGGCGUAAAAGAAAUAGACACUGACAUCCCCACAAAACUGGAAGCUCAGCUGUUCUGCACAACAUUUGGGAAGUUUGUGUGGAUGUUGCUGCAGGGCGUCUUUUAUGCCUUCCGUCCGCUCUGCGUGAACCCUCGCCCCUUCUCGGCUCUUGAGCUCUUCAACAUCAGCGUGCAGAUUGCCUUCAAUGCAGCCGUUGCCUAUUAUUUCAACCUUCAAGCGCUGCUGUACCUUGCUGGAGGCACGUUGCUUGCUCUGGGUGUUCACCCUGUGGCUGGUCACUUCAUAGCUGAGCAUUACAUGUUCAACAAGGGCCAGGAGACCUACAGCUACUACGGCCCUCUCAACAUGCUCACCUUCAACGUCGGCUACCACAACGAGCAUCACGACUUCCCAUUCAUCCCGGGCUCUCGCCUGCCCAAGCUUCGUGCCAUGGCUCCCGAGUUCUACGACACUCUGCCCUGCCACAAGUCAUGGGUAAAGGUCCUCUACGACUUCGUCAUGGAUCCUACCAUUGGGCUGUACGCUAGGAUAGUGCGCGAAAGGAACAUUCCUAGUGCUUCUGUGACGCCUUAUUCUCCUGUAUCUCCUAUUGUGUCUUCAGCUGCUGUCAAGUCUGCUGGCUCCUCCAAUGGAACGCAGAGUGCCACGUUCAAUGACUGCCCAAUCUCACGACGAGUUGCCUUCAUGGCUGACGAAUAGUAAUCUCUUCUAGAAUUAGUAUAAUGACAUCUAGUCCAGUGUCGACUAGUGGUAAACUGAUAGCUAUUGACGCUUAGUUUUAAACAAAAAUUGGAUUUUCAUUGUGAAAAUUGACGCCGCCAAAAUGGAUGAAAAUUUACUCUCUAAUUACUUUCUAAUCAACAUUUCUUCAACUUCAUUUUUUCUUGAUAUUCUCUCCUUUUUGCUCUCGUUUUUCUGAAUUUGGGUCAUUAUCUUUCCUUUUUAUUUUGUCACCACAGUGCCUACAUAUUAUUCCCGGCUUGGUGCUGCAACAAACUAGGGCAACAACAGUUAUUAACUAGGCUAUACUUGCCUCGUAACUAUGCUGCAGAAUCCAGCACUUGUUUUGAUGUCAAUUACAAGCUUGUGUAGCAACAAGCCGUCCAAUUGAGCUUCUUAAGCGAGGCCAUUUUCUCAAAGUGAGCGUGCGUAGACAAGACCUAAAUUGUAUUGACAAGAUGUCCUCCAGUCAUAAAUUAGUGCGCCGUGAAAAAUUUGUUGGCCCCGUUUAACUUAGCAGUUUUUAACGUUUCUGCUACGUGGGUGCACGCUGGGAGUGCUCAAGGCUACUGUAUGUGUAAAUAUUUUUAACAGUUUUGCGGACAGCAGGCAUUCCUAUUUACUUGCUAGUUCACACCAUUGAAUCCAUGGAGACAUGGAGUUAUUUGUGUUUGUCUUUUCUCAAAUUUGUGCA